AUAAAGUUUUCUGCAUUACUAACAGCUGAAAUUUCUAUAUACCAGAAGCCCAACCGGAGGCCUAUUGAAAAAAUAUAGAAGCCCAACGUGCCCCGGCCCUCAGACGCUCUAGGAGGAAGCGUUGUCCAAAGUCCCACGCCCAACUGAUAUGUGCUCUCUUCUCCAGCCGAUCAGCUGAAGCAAAAUCGCUUUGCCUCUUUGAAACUAAAAACCAAUUGAAGCAGAUUUUGUCAUGAUAAUUUGCAUUCUCUGUACGAUGGUCUGAUGACAAAGUUCCUUCAUUUUGUUUCUUCUGCAUGGAGAGGAGCUGCUGUCUUGUUGAACAAGGAUUCUCAAAAGUUCUCAUAAUGGGUUUCACCAGCAAAGAUGAACAGGUGUGCGGUCUCUUCCUUGAGCCACUGUUUCCAGCUCUUAUCUCAUUCUUACCUCCGAACUUUUGCCCCAAAUUCUCAUCCAUUUUUCUUCAAAAAAUAUUUGGGCCAAAUACUGUACUUCUCGCACUCCACCAACACCAGACCAUUUCCUGAUUAUUCCCCAAAGAAACCUACCAUCAAGGACUCAGAACUUGUGCAUCAAAUCUCAACUGCAAUAAAGUUAUGCCGUUCUGAGCCACUCUAUCGUGUUUUAAAGCCUUAUGAGUCCAAAUUUAGAUCCGAUCAUUUAAUUUGGGUUCUGAUGAACAUUAAGGGUGAUUAUGGACUUGUUUUGGAUUUCUUUGAGUGGGCAUGCCUGCGUAGAGAGCCAACACUUGAAGCCUGCUGCAUUAUUGUCCAAAUUGCUGUUGCUUCAAAAGAUUUAAAAAUGGCUCAUCAGCUUAUUCAUGACUUUUGGUCAAAAUCUGAUUUGGAUAUUGGUCUAUCAUUCAAUCAUUUCAUUGAGCGGUUAAUUUACACUUACAAGGAUUGGGGUUUGGAUCCCAAUGUGUUUGAUAUUUUCUUUCAAGUCCUUGUUGAAGCUGGGAUGCUUGAUGAAGGAAGGCAGCUCUUCGACAAAAUGUUGAACUAUGGGUUGGUUAUCUCUGUUGAUUCUUGUAACGUAUAUCUUAACAAAUUAAAAGGCCAUUUUAAUGGGCUUUGGAGGGCAAUAAAGGUUUUCAUUGAACUUCCUGAAGUGGGUGUUUGUUGGAAUACUGCAUCAUACAACAUUAUAAUUCAUUCUCUUUGUCAAUUUGGGAAAAUAAAAGAAGCCCACCGUUUGCUCUUGCAAAUGGUGUUGAGGGGCUGCAUUCCAGAUGUUGUAAGCUAUAGCACCAUAAUCAAUGGAUAUUGUCAUGCCGGUAAACUGCAAAAGGUGUUAAGGCUCAUUGAGGAAAUGCAAACAAAAGACUUAAAGCCUAACCCUUACACGUAUAACAGCAUAAUUUAUCUGCUAUGUGAGACUGGUAAGGUAGCUGAAGCAGAUAAGGUUUUCAGAGAGAUGAUGAACCAGGGAAUAGUUCCUGAUAGUGUGGUAUACACAACUCUUAUAUAUGGUUUCUGUAAAUUAGGAAAUAUUCAUUCUGCCAAUAGGUUGUUAAAUGAGAUGAAGGGUCGAAAAAUAACCCCUGAUUUAUUAACUCAUACAUCUAUAAUCUGUGGCUUCUGUAGAACUGGAAAGAUGACAGAAGCCUGUAAUGUCUUUCAAGAUAUGCUGGGCAAAGGGUUGGAACCGGAUGAAGUUACAUAUACAGCACUUAUUGAUGGUUAUUGCAAAGCAGGAGAAAUGAAAGAGGCCUUCUCCCUCCAUAAUCAAAUGGUUCAGAUGGGGCUUAUACCAAAUGUUGUCACUUACACUGCAUUGGCUGAUGGACUUUGUAAAUGUGGGGAGGUAGAUACAGCAAAUGAGCUUCUUCAUGAAAUGUGUGGAAGGGGCCUUCAGCCAAAUAUCUUUACUUACAACUCUCUUGUUAAUGGGCUCUGUAAAGCAGGAAAUAUUGCACAAGCUAUUAAACUGAUGAAAGAAAUGGAGAUUGCAGGGCUCCUUCCUGAUGCUUUUACAUAUACCACUCUAAUGGAUGCUUACUGUAAGACAGGGGAGAUGGAUAAAGCUCAUGAGCUUCUGAAGAAGAUGCUAGAUAGAGGACUUCAACCUACUCUUGUUACGUUCAAUGUGCUGAUGAAUGGGUUUUGUUUGUCUGGAAUGCUCGAAGAUGGUGAGAGGUUACUACAAUGGAUGCUGGAAAAGGGUAUAAUACCUAACGCAACCACUUAUAAUUCUCUUAUGAAGCAGUACUGCAUUAGAAAGAAUAUGCGUGCCACUACUGCAAUGUAUAAAGGUAUGUCUGCUCAAGGAGUGAUGCCGGAUGAAAACACCUAUAACAUUUUGAUAAAAGGGCAUUGUAAAGCGAGGAAUAUGAAAGAGGCAUGGUUUCUACACAGAGAAAUGAGUGAGAAGGGAUUUAAUCUUACAGCUAGUUCAUAUAAUGUUCUGAUUAAGGGUUUUCUUAAGAGGAAAAAGUUUUCCGAGGCAAGAGAAAUUUUUGAUGAGAUGAGAAAAAAAGGGUUGGCAGCAGAUAAAGAGAUAUACAGUUAUUUUGUUGAUAUUAAUUAUGAGGAAGGGAACAUGGAAACCACACUUGAACUUUGUGAUGAAGUGAUAGAGAACUUUCUUGUAACCAAGUUGAAUAAUGAAAACAAGUAGCUGGAUUUUGUUUGUGCUGGGACAAUGAUUGGAUGAAAUUGCCAACAUUUUUCCUUUUCCUCUUUUUACUAUUUGGAUGAAUUUUUUCUCUCAAAAAGACGAGACGAAUAUCAUGUACAAAGAAAACUCUCUUUUGCGAAUUGAAGUUUGCAAUCAUAUCCAACGCAUGUGAGACACAUACGGGCUGUGCUUAUUGAGAAGGGAAGUGACGUUACCAAGUUGCUAGUAAUAUGCAUAAAUGUAGAGACUAGUAAUCAUCAGCAACUGGCUUUUCAGCCUCCAAUUUUUGAGCAAACGGACUUGUGAAAUCUUAUAAUGGCGGAAGACAACGCGUUCUGGAG
Molecule: messenger RNA, 2960 nt
Organism: Durio zibethinus
Lineage: Eukaryota; Viridiplantae; Streptophyta; Magnoliopsida; Malvales; Malvaceae
Product: Pentatricopeptide repeat (PPR-like) superfamily protein
Molecular function (GO): protein binding; mRNA binding
Source: RefSeq, a predicted model, not a curated record